Arachis duranensis is the source of this 532-nucleotide messenger RNA. Its product is annotated as phytosulfokines 3. The record is from RefSeq and is a predicted model, not a curated record. Gene Ontology annotation, cellular component: extracellular region. The transcript is spliced from 2 exons. NCBI's taxonomy places the organism in Eukaryota, Viridiplantae, Streptophyta, Magnoliopsida, Fabales, Fabaceae. The coding region runs from base 78 to 326 and encodes 82 amino acids. Gene Ontology annotation, molecular function: growth factor activity. Gene Ontology annotation, biological process: cell population proliferation.
UUCCCUCCUCCACUUGUUCAACACGCACACAAAUUCUCUCAUAUUUAACUUUAUUUUCUGUGUUGUAGCACAAAUACAUGGCGAGCAAGAUGAGCACAGGGUUGUUCUUCACGGUUCUGUUCCUCUGCUACACCCUCACCUACUCCUCACGCAGGGAACCUGAGGCUACAGUAGUAUUACCGCACCAUCAUCAUGAGGAUGAUGUUGAGGUAGAAGAGGACAAGUGUGAAGGCCUUAGUGUUGGUGCAGAGGAAUGCUUGAUGAGAAGAACACUCACCGCACAUCUCGACUAUAUCUAUACCCAGAAACAUCAUAACCGCCCUUGAACUCUCAUCUCACCUCUCCUUCUUUGUUUAGCUUUCUUUCUUCUUUAAUUUGGGAUGAGAUAUCAGCAUCUACUAGCCAGAGUUUGUUUUGAUAUAUAAUAGAUUCCAUGAACCUAUGGACCAUGGUCUAUCUUCAACAACAAACUAGCUUCCAUAAUCUAAUGGUCCUUAUUAUUUAUUAAAUUGUUAUUUUAUUUUUCUGUCAA